AUGCGACCACCGUUGACACCACCGCCGUCUCCAACCACCGUGGCACCUCGAAGAUCUAAAACUCCUCGCCGGAAGAAUGUAGAUAUCAGCAACAAGAACAAUACUCCGUGCAAAAAUGCAUUGAAGCCAAGUUUCGCUGAUCUUCCAUUAUGCCUUUUGGAAGUAAUAAUGUCUCAACUUGUGUUAGAAGAUAACAUCAGAGCAUCAGCUGCUUGCAAGUCAUGGCGUGAAGCUGGAGUUUCUGUUCGUGUAGUGGAAAAACAUCCUUGGCUGAUGUGGUUUCCUAUCACUAGCAACUUGUUUCGAUUCUUUGAUCCAUUGCAGUCCAAGUCUUACACUUUGGAACUGCCAGAGCUAGCUGACUCGAGUGUGCGUUGCUCAAGAGAUGGUUGGUUACUUAUGCAGAGACAUUAUACCGAAGACGAGAUGUUCUUCUUUAACCCGUUUACUCGGGAGCUCAUAAGCUUGCCUAAGUUUAAGCUUCCUUUCCGGGAGAUCGCAUUCUCUUGUCCUCCUACAUCGGAUGAUUGUGUUGUCUUAGCGUUAAACUUGGACACGGAUGCAUAUCUCACUAUCAGCACGUGCCAUCCGGGAGCAACCGAUUGGAUUACUAAGUGCUGCUAUACUUAUUAUAACCAACCGGCGUUACGGGAUACACAUAUAAAGCUUCUCUAUGUCAAAGAUCGUUUCUAUUGCUAUUCCUUAGAUAGUGGCUGCUUGUAUUCUUUUCACAAAUCUUCCAGCGUAUGGGAGUUUCAUUUUCCUGCUGAAUCACUGGACUAUAGGUUUGACCAGAGAGAAUUUUGCUUGGCAGAGAAGAACGGAGAGCUCUUUCUCAUGUUUACGAGCCGUGGCAAGAAGUUAACGGUGUAUAAACUAGUCUCGUCGAGAUGGGAAGAGAUGAGUAGUACUACGCUUGAUGGCUUGACAGUGUUUUUCAGUUUUUACAACGCUGAGUUGAGAACUAAUCUCCCAUGGAUAAGGAACAAUGUCUAUUUCUCAAAGCUUGGUUACGACCUCAAACAUUGUGUAUCCUACUCGUUUGAUGAAAGCAUGCGUCCACACGAAUACUGCUGGCUAAAACUUUGUCCUUCUCGAAGCCUCUGGAUCAAUCCGCCCAAGAACGUUUUAGACUAUUUGUGA
Messenger RNA from Microthlaspi erraticum, 1143 nucleotides. Lineage: Eukaryota; Viridiplantae; Streptophyta; Magnoliopsida; Brassicales; Brassicaceae. The record is from the annotation of a GenBank genome assembly.